Molecule: messenger RNA, 2229 nt
Organism: Eufriesea mexicana
Lineage: Eukaryota; Metazoa; Arthropoda; Insecta; Hymenoptera; Apidae
Exons: 7
Coding region: 1-2229 (742 amino acids)
Source: RefSeq, a predicted model, not a curated record
AUGUUAAGUUCGAAGGCGACAGCUGCAUUGAUGAGACUGAAGGAAAUGGACAGGAAGUAUAAUAUCAAAUGUAGCGAGGGCAAACGAGUUCAGAGUAACGUCAGCACUGAAAGUUCUCUAGAAGGGUCUUUAAGGGAUUUGCAAGUCAAGCCUAAGGUUUUGAGUAAUAAAGACAGUUCAGAAGAUAGUCCAACUUUAUCAGUAGAUACUGCAGAAAAAGAAAUUAAAUCCAAGGUAUUUUCGAAAUCCAAGAUGGAGAUAAAAAUUCCAAUUAACUCAGAAAAUGACAAAUCUGUGAUUAGUGACAGUACCACUUUGAAAAAAUCUCCAGAGGCAUUUAUUACAACAAAAUUUAUAACAGAAGAUGUGAUAAAUAAUGAAAUGGAAGAGGAAAGUGAUACUUCUAAAACAAAAGAGUCUCUUAAAGAUACUUUAAACUCGAAGUCUAUUUCCAAGAUCAAAAUUAAGGUUCCUAUGCUAGGAUUUGAAGAUCCUCUAAGGGACAAUGAUGACUCUACGGCUGCUACAGUGCUUUCUAGGCAUUCAGAUAUUUCUGAAAUAAUUUCAGAAGCAGAAAAAUCUGUCAAUGAAUUUUCCUCCAGGAGAAGCGACGGAAAAUCAAAUAUACCAGAAGUGACAGUAAUCGAGGAUAGCGUUCUAGUUUCAAAUAAUGGUAAUAAUGAAACGACAAUAGAGGAAAUUAUCAAGAUAAGUGAAGAAAGAAGCGAAAUCAUCUCUGAACUGUCAGACACGAUGGAUAAGGACGUUUCGGUAGAAAAAGUUUGCAAUGGAGAGGACCGGAAGACUCAGUACGAAGAUGACACCUUCGAAGAAGUAUCGAGUUCCAUUGAAUCAUCUAGUUCUGUAGAAGAACGGCAGAAGAAUAUCUCAGAUGAGGAUACUGUAAUUUCUGGGGUAAAACAGAUCAAGAUCAUUCCGCACAAGCAGAUACAAAAUAUUCAGAAGACGAUGAUCGACGAGGGCAGAGACAAAGAGAUCGUGGAGCUGAUCGCCCCAAAAAUAAUGCAGAGUACAAGCGAGUGUAAUAUUGACCUUGACGAGGAGCUUUCAAAUUACGUGAAGACGACGGAAAACGCUGACGAGGCAGUGCCGAUUAGUCUUCUGAAACUACCCAAACAAAUAAUGUCGACGAAGAAGCACAUAAGGAAGAAUAAGAAGCACAAGAAAUCAUUAAAUGAAAGCACAGAGGAGAAGACCGAUUCCACUGUGGUUUCUGAACACGAGAGAUUAACGGACCGUAAGGAAAAUACCAUGGAAAAGAAUGUAGUGGGAGAACAGGAAUUCUUGACAUCCACAAAAAGUGAAAAGAAAAUUCAAGAGACUUCUUUAUUGAAUGAGCAAGAUAGAGAAGAAUGUAUUAAUAAAAUAGAAGGGGGAUGGUCAAGGAGUGAGGUUGAAAACGAUAACCUGGAAACGACUUAUAGCGAAGAGAAAUUUUUUAGGGAGACUCCAAAGCAAUCGAACGUUAUUAGUACUCUGAGAAAAUUGAACAAGGAUGCAAUUAAUGCCAUAGUUAGGAGAAACAGGGUUCAAACUACAAGAGUAGCUCCAAAUAAAUCUAGACACUGUAAAAAUUGUGGAACCAUAGUUAAGAUUCCUCCUGCAAAUGCGGGUAGGAACACUGAGAAUGACGAUAGCGACGCUUCAUCGGCACAAAAUGUUAAAAUGUUUAAGGACUCCAAUCAUGAUCAAAAGCUUAAACGGAAGAAGGUUAAGAACAAGAAAGUUUCAAGGACAACGAAAAGUCGAAAAUUAUCAAACUGUAAUAAAGUCGAAGGAAAGUAUUCAAGAUCUGACUGCAGACAAACGCAUUGCCUGCGAAAACAAACAGCAAUAUUCAGGCUACAACAAGAACGCGAGGACAUCCGUAAUUACUUGCUGCAGUUGGAACGCACACGAUUAGGAUUUAGCCCCGGGGAAUCUAAUGCAACUUCUCAAUUAUCUGUCUUCAGACCGCUUGAAUUUCCGAAAAUUGAGGCAUUCGUGAAACCUGAUCUGGAAGAUAUAAAGUUCAAGGCAAAAGAUGAAAUUGCUGAAUUACAAGAGAAAAUAUUGAUGAUAAGGCAAUGGUUGAAGGAUCAAUACAUCCUCUAUAGAGACUACAGUAGUCUAGCACAGACAGUGAACUCAAAAUAUAUUCCUGCCAAUUUAGAGGAUGCAAAAAAGAUGAUACGCCAGUUACAAAGAGCGACGAUUAAGAGCAGAUGA